UCGGUGGGCAACGCAUCCGCCUCUUGGCCUCAGCCCUGUCUUGGAUUGAAAUAAACCCCGGUGGACUGGUCUUUUUUCUGUUUUGGAGUAGGCCUCAAGAGUGCCGAGUUGGUUGCAAAUAGACUUGUGUGGGCAACGGCCCAACAAAAUCUCCUCCAUCUCUGGCUUGGUGUUUACCCCUCUUUGUUUGGGUCUUGUUUUCGGCGGAUCCGCGACACAUACACACGUCGAAGGGGACGGAGGAAGAUGGGGAUGUUCCUGGCCAAACUGAUGGGACUUUUCUGUAACCAAGAGCACAAAGUUAUCAUUGUUGGGCUGGACAACGCAGGGAAGACAACCAUCCUUUAUCAGUUCCUAAUGAACGAGGUGGUCCACACAUCACCCACGAUCGGCAGCAAUGUGGAAGAAAUAGUCGUGAAAAACACUCAUUUCCUAAUGUGGGACAUUGGCGGCCAAGACAUGUUGCGAUCAACGUGGAGCACGUAUUAUACAAACACUGAGUUCGUCAUUCUAGUUGUGGACAGCACAGACAGAGAGCGGCUAACACUUACGAAAGAGGAACUCUACAAAAUGCUGGCUCAUGAGGACCUCCGAAAGGCGGCUGUGCUGGUAUUUGCCAAUAAACAAGACAUGAAGAAUUCCAUGUCGGCAGCUGAGAUUUCCAAGUUUCUAACACUAACGUCCAUCAAAGACCAUCCAUGGCACAUCCAGGCCUGUUGCGCACUCACUGGUGAAGGACUGGGUCAAGGGCUGGAGUGGAUGACACUGAAAACAGCAGCAAAAUAGAGCUUGGUGCUGGGCAAGCAGAAAAACAAACUGUCUAAAGAAAUGACUCACCUAUAAGCAGCUGCAGGAACAGAUAUGGAUCCGUGCCUUGUUUUUUAGAGAAUUCUUGAAACACGAGAAGGCCCCUGGCUGGAACACUUGAAUUGUGACGCACAGAGUCCUUCACUUUGAACCUGCAGGCACAGAAGCUGAAGGACAACCAUCUUGGUGAAAGCCUGAGGCAAACCAAUAUACUGGGAAUGCUGGAUAAAAUCAUGGAAAAAUGGUUUGUGCUGGAUUUUAAACCCCUGCCAUCCAAGGGGCAGAAUGAGUUCAUUUUCUGGGAUUUCCAGAAAACAAAAAACAUGGAAGUCUUCAUGUUGCAAUGUUAAACAGAAAAGUGAGGGCAUAAAAGCUUCUUGCAAUCAGCAACACUCCAAAGUUUCUGUGGUAACUUUAAGUAUGUGGUCAAUGCGCAUGCUGAGCUGGCUUGGUGAUUGUUUCCAGUGAGUCGGAAACCAGAAUUGUGCGUGGCCUGAACCUCAGGAUGUGUUUUCCAUUCAUCUUGACCAGCAAGAGUAUUUAAUUUUUGAACCUCAGGAACAGUUUGGCUCCUUGAUUAACUUGCUAGAGUUUUUAUUCUAUCAAACGAAGCACCAUUAGAUCACUGAUCAGUAUUAGUCUGUUCUAGGGCUUGAAUCAAUAGUCAGCUUUGAAGCUUCAAUAAAAUAGAAAAGCUUUUAUACUUCUCAUUCAAAGCUAGACUGUGUACUGCCUCAAAGAUGAUGGGAUGCAGGAGUGAAUUGCUGCUGUCAUCAACAACUUAGACAUGGAAAUUUUUGGAAGACAGAUGAACUUCAGUCAUGUACCUCAUUACUAUUUUGAGUGGUUAAAAUUCAACAUCUGUCCUUUUCAUUAUAGAACUCCUUAUUUUGUUGAACUCCCCCUAUUGCUUACUGUCAAUGGGAAAAAUGAACCUACAAAUUCUCAAUACUAAUUAUUGUCAAGGACAGUUAAAACCUGCUUUUAAGCCAGCCUUAUCAGUGUAGUGAGUGAAAGAGUGACUGAGUUUCGGAUAAUUUUAUGGUGAUGGGAAUCAAGAGCCAGGAAAACAUGAAAAAAGUUAAUGGAUUGAGGGCUCAGUACCAUUGUGGAGUUUCCUGUUUAAGCGAGCAGCAGAUUCAGAAGUGCACUUGAACAGAGAGACACUUCUAGAAAUCAAAUGGCAGAUGUAACUUAUGUAAUGGCUACUCCAUUACCAAUGUGAAGGGUAGAGAUAAAGAGAUUGCUUCAAUAUGAGCAUGGUCCCAAAUGUAGAGUAACUCCUUCAGCAUCUGGAGAGGUUGGCAUUCUGAGCCUUUGCCAGUAGUAGUAACUCUGCCUUUAGUCUUUCAGAUACUGAUAGACUUGUGAUGUAUUUUCAGCACUAACUUUAAUGUCCAGUUGUUAUACAGUUUAUUUGCAAUCAGUGUGCUUUGAAGGGAUUUUGGAGAAAAUUUGCAAUGUAAUUCCUUUCAAAUAAUGUAUUUAACUUGUAAAUCACAUUCUGGAUUAAUGGGGUUAAUCCUUAGUUUGAACUUUUUAAGUUAAUCUUGGUAUCUGGCUUCACCUAGCCCUGUAAUGUGUUACAAGAACAGUGCAGCUUCACUCACAUUGAAUCAAAUUGAUCAUUUCAUGGAAUCAGCAGAGGCUGGAAAGAAAAGGAAAAGCUGAACAAAUGGUAAUAAGUUAGAGUUUAGAAAAAGUUUGUACUAUGAGGAGGAAUUGACAUUGUAACUACAACAAAGCUCUGAGCCCCUUGCAUGAGCAUCAGGAGAUGAAACUGAGUUGACUUUUUUCCCUGUGAUGAAUGUGCCUAUUCAUGACCUAUUCCAGCAGAAUCUAGGAAAAUAGUUAAUCAGAAUUGUGUUUUUUUUCCUCCAAUCAGCAGCUUGCCUGCACACUUCACUGUCAGGGCUCCUUGUGUAGGCAUCCUACCUUGCUGCAGUAAUACAAAUUUAAAAUCCGUUUUGCUCUUGCAUGAAGAACCUAUGGCUCUUGUGCACAUGUCUAUAGAACCAAUUUCUUCCCUUGUGUCAAUCCCUAUUCAUAAGGCCCUUUUUAAACUGUAAGUUAGCAGGGCCCAAGCUAUUGUUGGGUACAGAAGGGAUGGAAAGUGUAAUCCUAUUUUGCAGCUAGCAAUCUAGCCUUUAGAAGAUCGUAUGAUUCAUUUAUUUCUGAACUCCUGGUUUUUGAGCUUUCUUCCCUCACUAGGACCAUCUGUCACUUUCCAGAGUGCUUACCCUAGUCCUGCCAUUAUCACAUUUUGCUUUCUUAAUGUCAUCAUUAGCACCUCCUUCAUCCAGUGCAACCACCAUUAA
Carcharodon carcharias (great white shark) is the source of this 3125-nucleotide messenger RNA. Its product is annotated as ADP-ribosylation factor-like protein 5B. Bases 247 to 786 code for a protein of 179 amino acids. Gene Ontology annotation, molecular function: GTPase activity; GTP binding. Gene Ontology annotation, cellular component: trans-Golgi network; cytoplasm. The transcript is spliced from 6 exons. Lineage: Eukaryota; Metazoa; Chordata; Chondrichthyes; Lamniformes; Lamnidae. The record is from RefSeq and is a predicted model, not a curated record. Gene Ontology annotation, biological process: protein localization to Golgi membrane; intracellular protein transport; vesicle-mediated transport.